CUAUUAAAUACAUAUUUAUUUUAAAGUCAACCUCUCGGCUCUCAAUAUUUAUAACUGUAGUUUGAAGUUAAUGUGUUGUGAUUCAUACUUCACAUUGCCAAAAUAUCACAAUAAUGUAUCAUUUGUGUUGUAAAUCAUUAAAAAUUUGAAAAGCCUAUAAAGAUUGAACUCAUCUUUAUUCAAAAUCUAGUGAUAUUUAUAGAAAGUAAAAACUGUUAAUUUUCCAGUGGUCUAAAUUAUAAACCUUUUUUACUGUCUGGUUAAUUGAAUCGAUUAUGAAGAUAUUGUGAAAAUAUUUUAAAUAGUCAAAAAGAAUUUGUUUUAUAGAAGCACAAGAAAAGAAACAAUGUCAAUACGAGAAAUAGAAAUUUCAGAUCAAAUGUUUUCUUUAAGUCAAUCAGACCUUUGUCGACUCUGUGGACUAAGCAACUCAUCGAGAUACCUGAUCUAUAGAAAAGUAGAUGCUGCUGAAUUAACUAUUGCAGAUUUAAUUAACCGCUAUUUGCCCAUUCAAGUUUCUGAUGAUGACGAAUACCCAAGAACUAUAUGUUCAAACUGUAAAUGUCAGUUGGAUAUGUUAGUAAAAUUUAUUGAUGACUUGUUAGAUGGUCAAAUGUUUCUCAAAAAUGUUUAUAAAAUGUACAAGUCUAAACAGCUUUCUUCAACAGAAUAUAUACCUCUGGUAGAUGAAAGAACCACUAAUUUCAAGAAUAAUAUAAACACUAAAAGUAAUAUUGUGGAAUAUAUAUGUGAGACUUGUGGUUUAACAUUAGCUAACAAAAAUGACUUGAAGGCUCAUUUAAAAAAUCAUCAUGAAGAACAAUCAAGACCAAGUGAUACUGCAACUGUUAAAGUUGCCGAAAGAUUUUCAUGUGAAUAUUGCAAUAAAACCUUUGCUCAUAAAAAUGGGCUUAAUACUCAUUUAAAAACGCAUAAGGGUGAUAAAAAGUAUGUAUGUAAAGUAUGUAAAAAAAGUUAUUAUCAAAAUGGAAAUCUACAAGAACACAUGCGAAUACAUACUGGAGAAAAACCUUUUAGUUGUGAAUAUUGUUCAGUAUCAUUUAGAACAUCAUCUCAGUUGAAAACUCACAUUCGAUGUCACAGUGGUGCUAAACCUUACAAGUGUUCAGUUUGUGAACGAUCAUUCCCACAUAAUAAUACUCUGAAAAUUCAUUUAAGGCGUCAUUACAAUGAUCGACAAUACAACUGUGAAUAUUGUCCAAAAAAAUUUGUUGACCGUACAGCUCUGGUCAGGCAUUCUCGUACACAUACAGGCGAAAAACCAUAUUAUUGUGAUUUAUGUAACAAGGAUUUUGCAACAGUAACAAAUUUUAAUAAACAUAGAAAAAUACACAUGAAAGAUAAAAAUUCUGCAGUAUGGGAGCUUACUACAAAAUUCCAAAAAAGUAGUUCAGAAAUUGAUUAUAUAAAUGCUACAUUAAUUAAUGAUAAUGAGCUACAGGCAUGUGAUAGAACAGAAGACUUAUUUUUAAUUUCUAAUCAAGUUAAGGAUUUGAACACUGAUAUUCCGUCCAAUAGUGUUAAUAAUUUGGAUGACUUACUAAACGUCAACACUUCCUUCACAUCUUUAAAUUCUAUUAGCUUCAAUGAAUCUAUGUUAGAGUUAGCUGAAAACAUUGUACCAUAAAGCUUAUUAUAUUGAUAUAUUUCAUAUUUAUAUGAGCUAAAUUAACAAUAUUCUAUAUUAUGAUUUUGAACAAAUGUCACUGAUUUUCAACAUUACCAUCAGUGCCAUUCAUAAGACUGAUGACUACAGAUUAUAUCCAGUUAAUAAUGCACAUUGAAAUGUAAUAUGGUGAAAAACUAUAUUCAAUGUUAAGAUAGUAUUGUAUUAUUAUUAUAAUUUAUUUAUUACACUAUGAUUCCAAACAA
Messenger RNA from Aphis gossypii (cotton aphid), 1893 nucleotides. Its product is annotated as zinc finger protein 658B-like. The transcript has 9 exons. The coding region runs from base 347 to 1648 and encodes 433 amino acids. Gene Ontology annotation, biological process: regulation of transcription by RNA polymerase II. The record is from RefSeq and is a predicted model, not a curated record. Gene Ontology annotation, cellular component: nucleus. NCBI's taxonomy places the organism in Eukaryota, Metazoa, Arthropoda, Insecta, Hemiptera, Aphididae. Gene Ontology annotation, molecular function: RNA polymerase II cis-regulatory region sequence-specific DNA binding; DNA-binding transcription factor activity, RNA polymerase II-specific; zinc ion binding.